Molecule: messenger RNA, 480 nt
Organism: Bursaphelenchus okinawaensis
Lineage: Eukaryota; Metazoa; Nematoda; Chromadorea; Rhabditida; Aphelenchoididae
Source: the annotation of a GenBank genome assembly
AUGAAGAAGUUCAACGUGUCCAAGAAGAAGGCUACUGUACAGAAAAGUGUCACAGUAAAGAGUGAGGGGGGCACUAGGGAGUGGACUUUCCCAUCCGAAGAAAAAGGCAAGUAUCUGAUUCCCAAGUCUCAACUCACCAAGUUGGAGUUGUCGUCAGAAGAGGCUUCCUUCUCGGCGAAGAAGCAUCAAACUGUCAGAAUCCCGAUUCCACCGUUGCCGCCUUCUAACGUCGACUCCACUAGUGUUAUGGCCUACACAAAUAGUCUAAAGCAGUAUAGAAACUUGUUGGACCGGGUAAGUCUUAUUGCUAUUGUGAAAAAUUAGUUUAUGUCUUUGAACGGCUGAUAUUAAUAUAUUAAACAUAAGGUAUUACGUCUACAAAUUUUGAUAUUAUAAUUUAGUGAUGAUGACAGUUUUUAAGGCCUUUUGUGAUUUUUUUUAUUUCAGCACAUCGAUGCCGUGUCCAAGUCGUUGAUGUAA